UCCUUGAUACUGCUGGGUUGGGCAGACUUUCUGCUCCUUCCUCUCACCAUGGGGCAGAGGCACCUGCUGUUGCUGCUGCCCCUUGCCUUGUAUGCCCUGGCUCUGCUAUUGACCACGCACGCAGCUGGGCCUGCACGGACAACCAAGGGCAACCGGACACAGGGGGCAACAGUGCCCCGGCGAUCCUCCAAGCUCAUUAAGGAGCAACUGAACCAGACACUGGCCAGUACAUCCCCCUCUGUCGUGCCAGCUGGUAGCGUGGGCAGCCGUGCACGCAGCGGAGGUGGAGAGAAAGGGCCAUCAAGAGUGGCUUCCAGUGGCAGUGCAGGCAGCUCAAGCCCAGCAUAUGAUACGUGCAUGGGCUACUAUGAUGUAAGUGGACAGUGGGACAAAGAGUUUGAGUGUAACAACAGCCAGAAGGAUUUUCGCUACUGUUGUGGUACCUGCAAUUACCGCUUUUGCUGCAACAAGCGUUCUGAGAAGCUUAACCAGUACAUGUGCCGUAAUAAUGGCCGUGGACCCACUACAGAUUCAAUGACUACUGCCACUAGUAAUGGUGGACCUGGAGAGAUAUCCAAUGUCUAUGACCCAAAUGAGGACACCACUAAUGCUACAGUCUACAUUUCGUGUGGAGCCGUUGCCUUUGUUGUCAUUGCAGGCAUUUUUGCCAAGGUGGCCUAUGACAAGGCACGACAGCCACCACAGGAGAUGAACAUCCACAGGGCUCUGGCCGAUAUCCUCCGGCAGCAGGGACCAAUCCCCAUAGCACACUGUGAAAGAGAGACUAUCUCAGCUAUAGAUACCUCCCCCAAAGACAACACACCAGUCCGAACAUCCUCAAAAAACCACUACACACCAGUGCGCACCUCCAAGAGCAAUCCAGGUCACUAUGGAAAGGAUUUUUAUCGAACUGGAGGUCCAGAUUUCCAUAAUUUCAUCUCCUCCGGGUUUGUCACAUUAGGAAGAGGACACAGCAAGGAAAAGCCACGGAUGAACAGUAUUCUUACCUCUGCAACUGAGCCCUACGAUCUCUCCUUUUCUAGGUCCUUCCAGAACCUCUCUCACCUCCCACCGUCCUAUGAAUCUGCAAUCAAGACUAACCCAAGUAAAUAUUCUUCCCUGAAGAGAUUAACUGACAAGGAUGCUGAAGAAUACUACUCAAGAAAGAGGCACCUUCCUGACUUAGCAGCAAGAGGGACUCUCCCUCUCAAUGUCAUCCAGCUAACCCAGAAACAGACCAACCAAAGGGAGCGGCCAUGCCGUGUGAUGCGGGCCAUGUCCCAGGACCGAGUGCUGUCCCCAGAAAGGGUUAUGCCUGAAGAAUUCAGCAUGUCUUAUGAGCGGAUCCUCUCUGAUGAACGGUUAUUGUCCACUGAACGCCUACAUUCCCAAGACCCACUGCUGUCUCCAGAGCACUCAGGUUUUGGAGAGCAGUCUAUGUCACGGGCUUUGUCACACUCAGACGUCUUUGUUUCUACACCUGUCUUGGAUCGUUACCGGAUGACUAAAAUGCACUCCCAUCCCAGUGCCUCAAAUAACUUAUACAACACCUUGAGUAUGAACCAAACCUCUGCCAAGCGCCAGGCAUUCGCCUCCAGGAGGCACAACACAGUGGAGCAGCUACACUAUAUCCCAGGACACCACCAUUACCGCACAGGUAGCAAGACAGAGGUGACUGUUUGA
This is a messenger RNA of Gekko japonicus, 1683 nucleotides long. It is a transcript of the gene SHISA6, whose product is annotated as shisa family member 6. Gene Ontology annotation, biological process: regulation of short-term neuronal synaptic plasticity; regulation of AMPA receptor activity. The transcript has 5 exons. Lineage: Eukaryota; Metazoa; Chordata; Lepidosauria; Squamata; Gekkonidae. Gene Ontology annotation, cellular component: AMPA glutamate receptor complex; postsynaptic membrane; postsynaptic density. The record is from RefSeq and is a predicted model, not a curated record. The coding region runs from base 49 to 1683 and encodes 544 amino acids.